AUGCCUCCUGUAGUUCCGUGCUUGCAGAAGGCAGUGUUACUAGAUACAGCCUUCAUCUUAAGGAAAGAACAUAAAUUGAGGUUAGUCCAGAUGCGGGGCGCCGUGCUCACUGUGCUGUUGGUGGCAGCUGCGACCUUCGUGUCCGCAGAGCAAGAUGCAAAGGACGCAGACCGGGCCAAGUUUUUCUUCGGGACUUACCGGACCACCACGUACACCGUCGUGUCCGCUUCCACGUCGACAGUGUUCGCCACAUGCCUCUCUGGCACUGACACCACCCUGUGCGCCGGCCGCAGUGCCCGGCGUGCCAGGAGGAAGCUAGACAAGGCCCUCGAGGGCGUGGCAAAGAUCGCAGAAGGAGACGGAGACCUCAGCGGCAGCUUGCUGGACAGCAAGAGCGUCGCCGAGAAUGUGGAGGACGUUGAGGACAAGGACAAGCUCGCCUUCACCGUGUGGACCACAUCCCGGACCACCACCUCCGUCACCGUGUUCUUCACCAACACCUCGUCCACUGUGCGCGUCUCCUUCUACUGCGUCGCCGGCGGCAUUUCGCUGCCCAACGGCUGCGGCGGCACCGGCUGAGGCGGCGGCGGACGGCCCAGUCUCCUGCUCGCCUGCCUCUGCACGACUUUGUUACUGUACAUAUAUGUAAGGUUCUGAGCUCUUCUGUAUAUUUAAGAAAUAAAAAGAAAGCCAAA
Molecule: messenger RNA, 695 nt
Organism: Penaeus indicus
Lineage: Eukaryota; Metazoa; Arthropoda; Malacostraca; Decapoda; Penaeidae
Exons: 4
Coding region: 1-579 (192 amino acids)
Source: RefSeq, a predicted model, not a curated record